This is a messenger RNA of Hemibagrus wyckioides, 3349 nucleotides long. Its product is annotated as flotillin-2a. The transcript has 11 exons. NCBI's taxonomy places the organism in Eukaryota, Metazoa, Chordata, Actinopteri, Siluriformes, Bagridae. Gene Ontology annotation, cellular component: plasma membrane. Gene Ontology annotation, biological process: regulation of myoblast differentiation; protein localization to plasma membrane. Bases 171 to 1457 code for a protein of 428 amino acids. The record is from RefSeq and is a predicted model, not a curated record.
GUAGCGUAAAUUCCUGCUCGUCCAGAUCAGAUGUUGUGACUGUCAGGUUUCGCCAUUUUCACCAGAAUCGUGAUCUGUUUCUGAGGCGCCCUUUUUUUUUUUUAAUAAAUAAAGGACUGCUUAAGCGCAUUUUUGGAUAUUUCACCGAAGGCUUUUGAACGAAAGAAAUUAUGGGAAACUGCCAUACGGUCGGACCAAACGAAGCUUUGGUAGUUUCGGGUGGUUGCUGUGGAUCUGAUAAGAAGACCUACACAGUUGGAGGAUGGGCAUGGGCAUGGUGGCUUCUCACAGACAUACAAAAAAUUUCUCUGGAAGUAAUAACCGUCCUGUGUCGCUGUGAGAAUAUCGAAACGUCGGAGGGCGUCCCCCUGGAUGUGACCGGGGUGGCUCAGGUCAAGGUGAUGACAGACCCCGAGCUACUAUCUCUUGCCUGUGAACAGUUCCUGGGUAAAUCUGUGAUGGAAAUUAAGGGGGUCAUCCUACAGACACUGGAGGGUCAUUUGCGCUCCAUUCUGGGCACUCUGACGGUGGAGCAGAUUUACCAGGACCGAGAUCAGUUUGCCAGCCUGGUGAGGGAGGUGGCAGCUCCUGAUGUGGGUAGGAUGGGUAUUGAGAUUCUCAGCUUCACUAUUAAGGAUGUCUACGAUAAAGUGGAUUAUCUGAGCUCACUGGGAAAGACCCAGACAGCGGCUGUGCAGAGAGAUGCAGACAUCGGUGUAGCAGAGGCGGAGAGAGAUGCUGGAAUCAGGGAAGCAGAAUGCAAGAAGGAAAUGAUGGACGUUAAGUUUCUGGCAGACACUAAAAUGGCUGACUCGAAGAGAGAGCUGGAGAUGCAGAAAGCUGCUUUCAACCAGGAAGUUAAUACAAAGAAAGCCGAGGCCCAGCUGGCGUACGAGCUGCAGGCAGCUAAGGAGCAGCAGAAGAUCCGUUUAGAAGAGAUCGAGAUCGAGGUUGUGCAGAGAAAGAAACAAAUCACCAUUGAGGAGAAAGAAAUUGUCCGAACAGACAAGGAGCUGAUCGCCACAGUGAAGAGGCCUGCUGAGGCCGAGGCCUACAAGAUGCAGCAGCUGGCUGAAGGACACAAAGUAAAGAAGGUGCUGACGGCACAAGCUGAAGCUGAGAAGAUCAGGAAGAUUGGAGAGGCUGAAGCAGCUUCGAUUGAAGCUGUGGGCAAAGCUGAAGCAGAGAAGAUGAAGCUAAAAGCUGAAGCUUACCAGCAGUACGGAGAAGCAGCGAAAACCGCACUGGUCCUAGAGGCACUGCCCAAGAUUGCUGGAAAGGUGGCGGCUCCAUUGGGCAAGACCAACGAGAUCGUCAUUCUGAGUGGCGAGGGCAGCCGUGUGACCGGCGAAGUGAGUCGUCUGUUGGCCGAGCUACCGGUCACAGUUAACGCCCUCACAGGAGUCGACCUGACAAAGAUGCCUUUGUUGCAGAAAAUGACCACUGCUCAUGCAUGAAGAUUCUUCACCUCUUUGGCCUUUUUUUAGUCACAGUUUAAAAACUCUUUAAUGCCUUACCAGGAUAUUCAGUCCUGGCUGAAAGCAGAGGUAUUAUUUUAUCCUUCGUGCCACUUAUGUUUAGAAACAGACUAUGUCCAUUGUUUAAUUUUGUUUUGUUUUUUUUAUGUUCCUGUGGUAUUCUUUAUCCUAUUAACACGUUUUUAUUAUUAUAUUAUAAUGGUGAGUUUCUAAACCAGUGCUUGCAUUUGCAGGUUAAAUAUUAUCAAGAUUGAACAAUGCAUAGGAGAGCAUGCACAUCUGUUCGGUUUUUGAACAAUUUUAUCUUUUAACCUUUUUGAAUUGGGCAACAAGUUAAUGAGGCUAAAAUGUGACUGGCUUUGGGUUUUUUGUUUUGUUUCGCAGUUUACACUAAAAAGGGAUUAACCUCAGCUGGUACAUUAACAUUCGUUCAAUUAAACUGAAUCAGGUUCAUUCAGGUGUGAACACAUACCCGUUUUAUUUCUGUUUCGAAAAAGUGCAUAAUCAGUUUACUCUACAGCCGACAAAUCACUGUAACUCGAUUGCAAUAUUAUGCAUACAUAACGACCUAGCAUAUUGUCAAGCUCCAGAUCUCACCGUUUUGGUGAACUUCAUGUAAAUGGACGUCACUUGAGAUCACAAAUUUGUAUAAUAGAUAUUUAGUUACUGAAUUGUAGUUUUAUCAACAGAUAAUCACCAAACGUGUCUGCUGCCUAAAUUAGUUUUAGCCGGAGUACAUCUACCUACAACUUAGUAGGAAUAUGAAACUUAAACAGUCUUUCAAUUUAUUAUUAUUAUUAUUAUUUUUUAAUUGUGUUAGUGCUUAGUGUCGUUUCACACUUAGGAUUUUAUAUGUUGUCAUUCUUUCUGGUUUUUGUUUAAAGUUCAUGUCAGGGUAAAUCAAGGCUACGACACAGAAGUGUGUUUUGAAAUAGCCUAGAAGUGAUUUGUCGCUGAAUAAUGGAGGGGGAAGAAAGAAAAUCAUAUAUGUGUUGAAGGUUUUGUUAUUUUUCUGUGUGCUGCUCCAGUUGCUGUUCCAGGGCUUUAAUGUGAACAUCAGAUAUAUAUAUAUAGUGCAUUUAACCAAUACAAAUACUGUAUUGUGAAAUCUGGGUGGAAAAAUCACGGCUGUUUUGGGUGUUCGGUAGCGUAGAGGUUCUGUCACAGCUGAAGUGGGACCAUAUCAGCUCACCAUCGUGCUAUUUUCCAAUUUAACGAAUAGCUAAAGCAGAUAGUCAGUGUUUUAAAAUGGUCUAUAAAGGCUCUUUCUUGUAGCUUCAUUGUUCUUUCUAUAUGUGAUGUUCAAUUUCAGAUGGAGAGUAUUUACGUCAAUACCAUACUGUUAUUCUGAAGUCGUAAGAAUUUCAAAAAUAAAUCGAUGAAUACAAAUCGAAAUUGGUUAACCGAGGUUAUGUCAUAAUGCUAAAAAGCAUCUGUUUCUUCGUCUGGAAAGUACGUUUUGGAAGCUUCAUCAAUUUAAACAUUUCUAUUUCAACCAACUAUUUCAGGUAUUUCUAAUCUUUUAAUUCUUUUUCUUAUGAAUACUAGCAAAAUGUAACUAUACCUAUCAAUAUAUGAGAAAUGUAGCCGUGUCCGCAAUAUAUUAAAUGCUGUAUAAAGAGCACCGGAGACUAUGCAAUAUUUUGUAACAAUCGGCACGAUGCCUUGUUCAACACAAGUCGUGAAACGAAUGCUUUUUGACUCCCUGUUUGUCGUAAGUCAUGUUUAGUUAACGCUGAGAUGACGAAAUGUGAAAUGCCUUUUCACUACUGUAUACCUAUACCUCACUCCAUAUUAAAAAAAAAAAAGUGGAUACAACAAUUUAUGUAGAAACCCGGAAUAUCUAAUGAGAAUAAAAUGCUUGCCAGAAA